AUGGCGUCCAGCAGCCAAUCAGUAUGACGAGCAAGGAACAUUUUGGCCAGCAGGGGGCACUACUUGAAGACCCUUCAGCAUGGUUGGCACUACAAGCAGCAAACGGCCUCGCGAUUCCGUACCUGGGCGUACUGUUGGACGUGAAGGUGGGUGAUGUGCUCUUCCCUGGCUGUGGCGUUGUAGUGGUUAAAGAUCAUUGCUUGGCUAAUACAAAUGGUUUAGUGGGAACCAACAUAAUUAAGCAUUGCUGGGAUACACUGACCAAAGACAAUCUGACUGUGCCCUCUUUGUCCAGUGAACGCUUUCAACAGCAGUCGUGGCGCAAUGCCAUGAGAGUAUGUGCAAAGGAGGCCAGAUUUGCAGCCAGCGAUGGGUUUACAGGGUAUGUACGCACUAUUAACCGUUACCCUCUGGAAAUUCCAGGACACAGUGAAGUCCUGGUGUGGGGCCGUACCAAGGCUGGCAUUCAGAAACGGGAUUACCAGUGCCUAGUGGAGCCCUUUGGGGAGUCUGAUGUGCUCACCGCUCGAGCAGUAUCAACGGUCAAGCAGGGGAAGGUUACCCAUCAGAGUGAGAAACAUAAGCAGCACCCCGGUCUACCUACGACGCCACCAGAAGCUGGCUAA
This is a messenger RNA of Clupea harengus (Atlantic herring), 626 nucleotides long. RefSeq lists its product as uncharacterized. Lineage: Eukaryota; Metazoa; Chordata; Actinopteri; Clupeiformes; Clupeidae. Bases 24 to 626 code for a protein of 200 amino acids. The record is from RefSeq and is a predicted model, not a curated record. The transcript is spliced from 2 exons.